Closterium sp. NIES-65 is the source of this 1773-nucleotide messenger RNA. The record is from the annotation of a GenBank genome assembly. NCBI's taxonomy places the organism in Eukaryota, Viridiplantae, Streptophyta, Zygnematophyceae, Desmidiales, Closteriaceae.
AUGCGUCUGGCGGCACACGGUCAGGCGCUCCAGUACCAUGAUAAGGAUGCCGUCGGGAAUGUGGCAGAGCUUGUAUCUAAGCCACCACAGCGGAUAGAAUCGGUGACGUAUGGGUUUGUACUGUGCUUCAUCAACACCGACGCAAAGAUACAAGUGCCUGGGAAUUUCAACCACGGGGGAGCUCGCCGUGGGCCCAAGUACGAGGCACUGAAGAAUUCGGGAGGGCAGCGCGACGGACCGCUCGCAAGUGAGGAUGGGCUGGGGGUGGCAGCACCUGCGGAGGAGACGGUUUUUGAGCUCGCCGAGGACCUGCUGCCCAUCCCUGAGUGUGAUGCCGAUCUGAUGGAAGACCUGCCCCCAACCGACCACCGCGAUCAGUGUGACGGGCUAGAGGAAGGGCUGGGGGGGCAGCAAGGCCAUGGGGUCGGAACGUCCUUGGGGGGUGGAAUUGUUUGGAAAGAAGGCACUGGGAUGGGAACAAGGCUGGAGGAAGUGGGAGCAGAGUCGGAAGGGGUGAGGGUAGGAGCAAUGCUGGAGGAAGGGGUGAGGGGGAGGGGAUGCGCUGGGGCGGGAAUAACCCAGGAGGUCCAGGGCAUAGGGGUGGGGGUUGGAAGUGGAGGGCAAGAAGGCAUUGGGAUGAGAACAGGGCUAGGAGAAGGGGGAACUGGGCCAGAAGAGGUGGGGGUCGGAUCGGUACUGGAGGAAGGGGGGCGGGGGGGAGAAUGCCCUGGGAUGGGAACGUCCUUGGAGGUAGGGGUGGGGGUAGGAAUGGGAGGUCAAGAAAGCGCUGGGAUGAGAACAGGGCUGGGAGAAGGGGGAACUGGGCCGGAAGAGGUGGGGGUCGGAUCGGUACUGGAGGAAGGGGGGCGGGGGGGAGAAUGCCUUGGGAUGGGAACGUCCUUGGAGGUAGGGGUGGGGGUAGGAAUGGGUGGUCAAGAAAGCACUAGGAUGAGAACAGGGCUAGGAGAAGGGGUUGGAGUGCCGGAAGGGAACGUUGUGGCCGGAACAGCACUGGAGGAAGGCGAUGGGGUUAAGGGUCUUCUACAGGAGCCUCCAAUUGACGAGGGGGUUUGGUUGCACGAGCUCGAGGAGGGGUGUCCUCAGGCCAGCUAUUUCUCCUCCCACCCCACCGUCGCUAGUACCUCCCACCCAGCCGUCGCUCUCCCUCCCAUUCCCGUAUCCUCUCCCUCACUUUCCCCCGUCACCUCUCCCUCCCACUCCGCCAUCGCCUCUCUCUCCCACCUCACAAUCACUCCGUUCCACCCCGCCAUCUCCUCUCCCUUACCUCCCCGCCGUCGCCUCUCCCUCCUCCCCGCCGCCGCCACUCCCUCCUCCCCGCCGUCGCCUCUCCCUCCUCCCCGCCGCCGCCUCUCCCUCCUCCCCGCCGUCGCCUCUCCUCCCCGCCGUCGCCUCUCCGUCCUCCCCGCCGUCGCCUCUCCGUCCUCCCCGCCGUCGCCUCUCCCUCCUCCCCGCCGUCGCCUCUCCUCCUCCCCGCCGUCGCCUUUCCCUCCUCCCCGCCGUCGCCUCUCCCUCCUCCCCGCCGUCGCCUCUCCCUCCUCCCCGCCGUCGCCUCUCCCUCCCUCCCGCCGUCGCCUCUCCCUCCUCCCUGUCGUCGCCUCUCCCUCCUCCCUUCCGUCGCCUCUGGCGACAGGUGCACGAGCGCAAGCGCGAGUUGGUGCGCGAGGGCGGGUCGAUGCGCGAGCUCGGAAGGGUGCGCGAGCGCUGUUUGGUGCGCGAGCGCGGGUUGGUGCGCCAGCGAGGGUUGUUUUCUGA